CCCUCAAAUAAAUAAAUAAAGUCUUAAAAAAAGAAAAGAAAAGAAAAUGUAAACUUUCAUGGAGCAAAUGUAAAUCUUCUCCUCCUGGUUUCCAGGUUUGCUCUCAUGCCAGCCAGGGACUUGGAAUUGUCUCCCAGAAGCCUCCACAUUUAGAUCCUUGCUGUAGCUGGAGAGUUGUAUUUUGUGUGUAGUACAAAAAGGGGCUUUAUCUUUCCUCCUGUUUUAGGUUGGCAUUUGUCUUAGCUCGGGUUGCUCUAACAAAAUGCCAGUGACUUGGCAGCUUCAACAACAGAAAUUGAUUUCCUAACAGUUCCGGGGGCCAGAAGUCUGAGAUCAGGGUGCUGUCGGGGUCUGGUUUGCCGCAGCUCUCCACCUGGCUCUCACCGUGCUCUCAGGUGGUCUGUCCUCAGAACUUGCCGAGGGGAGAGAGAUCUCCUUUGUCCUCUUCUCAGAGACCACCAGGCUUGUCAGAUCAGGGCCCACCUUUAUGACCCCACAUAGCCUCAUUUACCUCCUAAAGACCCCGUCUCCAAACACAAUCACGCCGGAAGGCUUCCACAUAGGAAUUUCAGGGGGACACAGUUUAGUCUGCGGCAACAUUGAGAGCUAUCUAAAAGAACACUUUUAGAGCUAAAGGUCAAAGCUCUUGUGACCCCAGAGGAUGUCCCCUCUCUUCCCAAGACUGUCUGAUAGCCAUCUCAGGGCUUGAAAUUCCACACCCCGGUGUAUAACCAUGGGUGCUGAUGCAGACCCAGGGUUUCCAGAGAAAUGUGGUGACCCCUGGGAGCUUGGCCGCAUGCCAGUCACUCCCAACAAACAGGGAGAUGGGAGCCAGGCCUCCCCUGUUUGAUUUAUUCUUCAUUCUUAUGUCUAAUGUCGUGCCUUUUCUACGAUUUAAGCCAGACUCCCAGGGCGCCCACAUCUUUGAAGAGCGAACCACCCUUGCCACCUUAGGUCGGCACCCUGAUGGGUUUUGAGAGCUUAUUUGCUGGCAAGGGGGACCCAGGGUGGGAUUGGAGUAUGGAGACCAAGAGGAGCAUUGGGGAUGGCAACCUGGGGACUCUAGAGUGGGUGAGGAGCCCUAUCAGCAGAAGAGCCUGGGGUUCUAGAACAGGAAUGCAUGCAAGUGUCAGUGACCCCUGCCGGGGAAGGUGGAAGCAGGAAUCAGUGACUUUCAAGGAUGUGGCUGUGGACUUCACCCAGGAGGAGUGGGGCCAGCUAGACUCCCCUCAGAGGGCCUUGUACCGUGAUGUGAUGCUGGAGAACUACCAGAACCUUCUUGCCCUGGCAGGACCCCCAGUCUGCAAGCCGGAUGUGAUCUCCCACCUAGAACGAGGCGAGGAGCCUUGGUGGAUGCCCAGAGAAGUCCCUGGAGGGUCUUGUCCAGAGGGGGAGCCCGGGCCUGGGGUGAAGGACAAGUCAUGUCAACAGCAGGGUGUUUACAAGGAAGAGCCUUGCCAGGAGCCGAUCACCAAACCACUGGGGAGGUCCAGCGUCCUCAGCUCCAGCAGCAGCGAGUGGGCCAGCGAGGGCCUGGCGGCUGCUCCAGGGAAAGGCGAGGCUGUGCUGCGGAGGCUAGCACCGGGCAGCUCGGGGGACAUUCCCCCAGAGGGGCGCUGGCACAGCUGCAAGGCAUAUGAGGAUUUCCCCGCUGGGUGCACUCUCUUCACCCCUCAGACCAUUCCUGCAGAAGGAGACCCUCCUGACAGGCGCACCGCGAGCUUCCAGUCUGGUGGACGGAGAGGGGGCCCGGGGAGAGGUCCCAGCAAGUCCAGUGACCGCGGCGAACACCCACCCUCGAGCGGGCGGCAGGGAGUGGCGGCGGGGGACGGCCUGUUCGUGUGCGGCGAGUGCGGGAAGGCCUUCCGCCAGAGCUCAUCACUGACGCUGCACCGGCGGUGGCACGCCCGGGAGAAAGCCUACAAGUGCCACGAGUGCGGCAAGGCCUUCACGUGGAGCACCAACCUCAUCGAGCACCAGCGCAUUCACACCGGGGAGAAGCCAUUCUUCUGCAGCGAGUGCGGCAAGGCCUUCAGCUGCCACUCGUCGCUGAACGUGCACCACCGGAUCCACACAGGGGAGCGGCCCUACAAGUGCAGCGCCUGCGAGAAGGCCUUCAGCUGCAGCUCGCUGCUCAACAUGCACCUGCGUGUGCACACGGGCGAGAAGCCCUACCAGUGCAGCGCCUGCGGCAAGGCCUUCAACCAGAGGACGCACCUGACGCGCCACCAGCGCAUCCACACCGGCGAGAAGCCCUACCAGUGCGGCGCGUGCGGCAAGGCCUUCACCUGCCACUCGUCCCUGACCGUGCACGAGAAGAUCCACAACGGGGACAAGCCGUUCAAGUGCGGCGAGUGCGGCAAGGCCUUCAGCAGCCGCUCGCGCCUCACCCUGCACCAGCGCAUCCACACGGGCGAGAAACCCUUCAAGUGUGGCGAGUGCGGCAAGGCCUUCAGCUGCCACUCCUACCUCGUCGUGCACCAGCGCAUCCACAGUGGGGAGAAGCCCUUCAAGUGCAACGAGUGCGGCAAGGCCUUCAGCUCCCACUCCUACCUCAUCGUGCACCAGCGCAUCCACACCGGCGAGAAGCCCUUCGACUGCAGCCGAUGCUGGAAGGCCUUCAGCUGCCACUCGUCGCUCAUCGUGCACCAGCGCAUCCACACCGGGGAGAAGCCCUACAAGUGCAGCGAGUGCGGCAAGGCCUUCAGCCAGAAUCACUGUCUCAUCAAACAUCAGAAAGUCCACUCCGGGGAGAAGUCGUUCCGAUGUAACGAGUGCGGGGAGAUGUUCGGCUGGAGCGCCCACCUUGCGGAACACCGGAGAAGACACAGUGAGGAGAAACCCUUCACCAUCGAAUUUAACAAGCACUUACUGAGCACCUACUAUGUGCCGGGAGGCCUGCUGGGCACAGGGGACGCGGGUGUGAGCAGUGUAGACGCGAUGGAUGCCCUAGACGUGGCAGAGCUCCUGUGUGCCGUGCAGCCCCCAGCCGGCAGGACAUCCCCGCUGGGCAGCAAGCCUGGAAAUUAGUGUGGCAUGCCCGCCCCUUGGCUUUGCUCCUUCCCCAGAAAGGGUAAAGCACAGCAGCUGAGAUACAUACAGCCUACUCAUGCCUCUGGUUUAGAGACUGGCCCUGCUGCCUGUGCCGAUGACCCACGCACUGGCACCACUCUCUCAGAAGUCAUCACCACCCCAGGAAGUGCUCCACUGUAGGAAAGAAGAGCUGAGGGCCAUCUGAGGGUGUCCCAUCGGCCUGCUUUCCUUAAUGGGCUUGCAAGACACUGGGUCUCUCCUGUAGGCAGAAAGAAGGUUUAGUGAUCAUUGUGUCCUCGGACGGCUCCUGGUAGGAUCUCGAUCAGGAAUUUCCUUUGUAUGUUAUGUUUAGAAGGAUAAUGAUAAUAAUAAAAACAAACAGAAGAAUUAUUAACAGUAUUCCAAGUGAACAUUAGUAUAUUCCAGGAGGGGAGAAUGAUCUCAAAUGGUGGGGGUUUAGGAAAAGGCAGAUUUCCUGGACUCACCUCCCUGCAGCAGCUUUACAACAGUCUUCUGGUAGCGACAGCUCUCCGUCUCAGGAGCACAGCCCAGCUUCGGAGUAGCCAGGUCCUGAUGUGCCGGCAUCGGGCCUGGCCAUCUGGUCCCCACUGGGAAAUGGUGAGCACACAGAUGGAUGCUCGGCGUCCAUCCAGGGCCUGGUGCUGGGAUAGAUGUGUCUAGAAGCGCACCUUCUCCUCGAAGGGCCUCCCUCUGCUCCAGGGAGUUCAACUUGCUGGCUCAGCCCUGUGGGAGGAAGCCCUCCACGGGACCUGUGCCCAUGCUCUCUGCAGAGGUGGGUGGGCUUCAUCUGGAAUUAAUGUUCCUUCCGCUCAGUCCUAAUCAAGUCUAAGCUGCUUUCUCAGUGAUAAUACUUUACAUUUAUAUAGAGAGCUAUAGUUUCUGAAGUGCUUUUUAGUAUACUUUUUAAAUUAUGGCAGCAAAAUAACCACAUUUCAGGAAAUGUGGAAGUCAGGAAAAAGGCCCCCCGUAAUUCCUAAUAAACUGCAUUUCGCACUUUGAUACAUUACCUUCUGCUUGUUUCAAAGUGGAUUUUUACAUUACUGCAAACAUAGUGUAUACAUCAUUUUAAUCUUUUUUUUUUUUCCAUCUAGCUGCAUAGCAGACUUUUUUCCCCACAUCACUGAACUGUCUGGAGUUGUAAUUCCCAAUGGAGGCAUAGGAUUCUAUUAUAUGUUCUUUUGUUGGAUGUUGAAGUUAUUUCCAUGUUUUCACUAUUAUAGAUCAUUUCACUGUUACGAACCAUUCUUCACAGAGCAUCUUUUUGCAUUAUACUCCUUUAGCAUUUUCUUAGAUUUCUAAAAGCGAAAGUUUUGUGAUAAGGAAAUAACCUCAGGAACCAUUUUUUAUAUGGUUUUGGUGGUGUGUAAAGUCACACCAUUUCAUUAUGAAGAGAUCAGCCAGCAAUAGUGCUCAGGUGGGAGCGUCCCCUGUGCCGGGGAGACUCCGGCUCAAAGCUGGGUGUCCAGACAGUCUUCAUUCAGGUCACGGUGACCACACAGUGGUGCUCCCGGACCCCUGCCACUCCACCGCAGCCCUCCAGAGUGUGCAGGCGGCCUCCCAGGGCUGCAUCGUGGCCAUCAUAGACCCUACGUGACAAGUAGGAAAAGUCCUAUUGCACAGCUGCAUUUGUAAAAGACAAAUACAAUCGGGGCUUAUUUCGUCAUCAUCACACACUCCUUCUAAUUUCAAAAGAACUUACAGUGAAAACAUCUCUGCAGGGCCCCGGACACCGCAGCUGCUGUCAGCCCUGCAGUGAGGGCUUCUGUGUGCUCGGCUAAGUGACGGCUUAUCAUCUCCGUACUUUGCACCUUCAAUGGUGACUGAGGCUGAAUAUUGAACAUGCUGUGAUUCUUGGUCUUUUGUCUUGAAAAUGAUUUGAAAAUACCCUUCCCCCUCUUCAUUGGAGACUUGAUGUUUUUCUUUCAUUUACAUGUAAACUUUUUUUUUUCCUGACUAUAUAAGCAAUAUGUAUGUGCUGAAGAAAUUUGGAAAAAUAGAAAAUAGUAAGAAAAUACCCCUUGGUAUCAGUUCAUAGGCCACUGCCAGAGGUACACUUACUUCUGUUUUUUUUUCUGUGCUCAUAUAAUACGCCUUUGCUUUUAAAGCAAAACUAGAUUCAUUCUUUGGGUGUUAUUUCUGUCUUUUUCCAUUUAAUGUUUUAUGAUGAGCAUUUUCCACACUACAGAGUAUUUUUCAGAAACAUUGACGUUCCCAUUAUGGCAUGAUUGAUCUAUUCCUUUAUUGUGGAACAUCAUUAUCUGUACUUAUAAAUAUUUCUGGAACAUAAGCCCAUUUGGCCCUUCAAUCAUUUCCUCAGAAUAAAUUCUGAGAAGUGGAGUUCAUGGGCAGAGUUCACAAACCUUGCAAAGCUGUUUCUAGGUCGAACCCAGCAUGACAUUCUUAAUUCUCCCACACGGGCCCCAAGAGCAUCCUUUUCCCUGCACCCGUGUGCACACUUGGCAUCAUGUCCACUUUUUAUAUUUACUGUUUUGAUACAUCAAGAGUGUUAUUGGUUCAUGUUUUUUUUUACCUUUUUCUUCUCUUCGUAUGAAUUGUCUAAUUCCAGUCUUUGUUCUUUACACACACACACAAAGCACAUUGGCACAUACCUUUUUAUCUUUGUUACCAC
Messenger RNA from Mustela erminea (ermine), 5683 nucleotides. It is a transcript of the gene ZNF74, whose product is annotated as zinc finger protein 74. Bases 967 to 3030 code for a protein of 687 amino acids. The record is from RefSeq and is a predicted model, not a curated record. Lineage: Eukaryota; Metazoa; Chordata; Mammalia; Carnivora; Mustelidae. The transcript is spliced from 4 exons. Gene Ontology annotation, biological process: negative regulation of transcription by RNA polymerase II. Gene Ontology annotation, molecular function: DNA-binding transcription repressor activity, RNA polymerase II-specific; RNA polymerase II cis-regulatory region sequence-specific DNA binding.